This is a messenger RNA of Odocoileus virginianus texanus, 506 nucleotides long. RefSeq names its product prefoldin subunit 4. Lineage: Eukaryota; Metazoa; Chordata; Mammalia; Artiodactyla; Cervidae. Gene Ontology annotation, cellular component: cytoplasm; prefoldin complex. The record is from RefSeq and is a predicted model, not a curated record. Gene Ontology annotation, biological process: protein folding.
CGCGGGGCCGCCCUCCCCGCCUCGCGCCGUAGCGCAGUUCCAAGAUGGCGGCCACCAUGAAGAAGGCGGCUGCAGAAGAUGUCAAUGUCACUUUUGAAGAUCAACAAAAGAUAAACAAAUUUGCACGGAAUACAAGUAGAAUCACAGAGCUGAAGGAAGAAAUAGAAGUAAAAAAGAAACAACUACAAAACUUAGAAGAUGCCUGUGAGGACAUCAUGCUUGCAGAUGACGACUGCUUAAUGAUACCUUAUCAGAUCGGAGAUGUUUUCAUUAGUCAUUCUCAAGAAGAAACACAAGAAAUGUUAGAAGAAGCCAAGAAAAAUAUGCAAGAAGAAAUUGACGCCUUAGAAUCCAGAGUGGAAUCAAUUCAGCGGGUGUUAGCAGAUUUCAAAGUUCAGUUAUAUGCAAAAUUUGGGAGUAACAUAAACCUUGAAGCUGAUGAAAGUUAAACAUUUUAUAAAAUUUUUUAAAAUUUGUUUAAUAAACUUGGAAUAUUUUUUAAAAAA